Molecule: messenger RNA, 612 nt
Organism: Octopus bimaculoides (California two-spot octopus)
Lineage: Eukaryota; Metazoa; Mollusca; Cephalopoda; Octopoda; Octopodidae
Source: RefSeq, a predicted model, not a curated record
AUGUUCACUGAUAAGAAUUCCCUAUAUAACACUCGAUGGGAGUGUUGGAAUCUAGUUAAAAAAGAGGAUGAAGUCUUUGUCACGUAUGCCGGGACCGUAAACAGAAUGUGUGAAAGGUUUAAACUGAAGGAACUAACUCGUGAUAUGUUUAAGUGCCUUAUUUUCGUACAAGAGCUGGCGGCAAACAAAGAUGCGGAGAUACGUGCAAGAAUUCUCACAAAAAUUGGACAAGCGGACCAGAGUUUAACCCUGCAGACAGUUGCAAAGGAGUGUCAAAGACUGGUAAACUUGCGGACAGAACGUAAUAAAAAAUUGAAGAGAAAGAUUUCUCACAAGUACAGGCAUGUCAACUGGGAAGGAAUAAACAAAAGAAAAUGUCAGGAUAAAACCCAUGCUACGGAUGUGGAGACCUACAUUUCAAGAAGGAUUGUCCUUUCAAAACGCAAGAAACGUUACAGCUGCCAAAACAAUAGGACACAAGAGCUCACAUUGCAGAGCAAAGUUAGGAAGUUCGAACUUAAAAAUUCUAAAGUUUUCUCAACGGAAAGUAGAAACGACACCAAAAAGAGAAAAUUUGUACAUGUAAAAGCAAACAAACGAAGUGUAUGUUAA